UUUACUUUCUUCACAUUCAGCUUCAUAGAAGCCGCCGUCAUUAUAGGUACACACAGAACAUAACAUAGUCGAGUUCAAAUGCUCUCUUCAACCAUUUCUCGUUGCUUUAACUCAAUUCCUCUUCUCUCUUGCUCUCAUUUUCUCCUCUUCGCACUUCCUAUAUCCACUCUCAAACCCGCAAACCCCACUCCAAUCCCCACAAUUUCGACCAAGAAACUGUCCACAACACUCUCUCCUCCUACGCCAAUGACUGGAACCGCGCAUUCGAGUUCUUCAACUGGGUCGAAACAGACCACCAAUUUAAUCACACCACAGAAACCUAUAAUUGCAUGAUUGAUAUCUUGGGUAAGUUCUUUGAAUUCGAUCAGUCUUGGAACUUAAUUCACCGCAUGAAACAAAACCGCCUUUCACUUCCUAAUCAUGCCACAUUUCGUAUCAUGUUUAAGCGUUAUGUAAAUGCACAUCUUGUUAAUGAAGCAGUGGAUACGUUUAAUCGGUUGGGUGAGUUUAAUUUGAGAGAUGAGACUUCGUAUUGUAACUUUGUUGACUCACUUUGUGAGUAUAAGCAUGUGAUUGAGGCUCAAGAUUUGUGUUUUGGGGAAAACAAGAUUGUGGGGUUUAAUAAUAAUAAUACAAAGAUUUAUAAUAUGAUUCUUAGAGGGUGGUUUAAGAUGGGGUGGUGGGCUAAGUGUGGGGAAUUUUGGGAGGACAUGGAUAAGAGAGGUGUUGUUAAAGAUCUGCAUUCGUAUUCAAUAUAUAUGGAUAUUGUGUGCAAGAGUGGGAAGCCGUGGAAGGCGGUGAAAUUGUUUAAGGAGGUGAAGGAGAUGGGGAUUGAGAUGGAUGUGGUGGCAUAUAAUACAGUUAUUCGUGCCAUUGGGCUAUCAGAGGGUGUUGAUUUCUCAAUGAGGGUGUAACGUGAGAUGAGGGAGGUUGGUUGUCAACCUAAUGUUGUGACUUGCAAUAUUAUUAUAAAGCUUUUGUGUGAGAAUGGGAGGAUGGAGGAAGCAUAUGAGUUUCUUGGUCAAAUGCCUGAGAAGGGUUGUGCGCCGGAUGUGUUUACUUACCAUAGCUUUUUUCGGUGUCUUGAGAAGCCGAGGGAGAUUCUUAGAUUGUUUGACAGAAUGAUUGAGAGUGAGAUUCGGCCAAAGAUGGAUACUUAUGUGAUACUUUUGAGAAAGUUUGAGAGAUGGGGUUUUCUUCGACCGAUUUUUGUGGUGUGGAAGAAGAUGGAAGAGCUUGGGUGUAGCCCGGAUGAAUUUGCUUACAAUGCUUUGAUUGAUGCUCUAAUUCAAAAAGGUAUGUUAGAUAUGGCUAAGAAGUAUGAUGACGAGAUGUUAGCUAAAGGUCUUUCACCAAGGCCAAGAGCAGAGUUGGGCACAAAGCUGGUGCCAGGAGAGGAUUAGAUGGUGGAUAGGUAUGUAAGAAUAAUGUUCAUUGAGAAGAUGAUUCUGGUUUCACCCAGAUUCUAUUAAUGAAGAAGUUGACGCUACAUUGUGAUGAUGUUAGUGCAUGGAGGAGUGAAUGGUGGAUUUGAUGGGAAAUUAGGAAGGAGACUUUGCAAUCAUGAUCACACUCAGCACAGAGGGUAAAUUAUCGUGACAAAACAAGUAUAUGAUCAUGCUGUAGCUGCAAGAAUUUUGGCUGUGCGUUAGAAGAAGGGCUAUCCUUAUGAUUAUGUGGGAAUGCUCAUUGUUGAUGAUGUGAGCAUUGCAUCCAAGGAUGGACAUGAUAAAAGAUGUAGCUUGCGAUUGUUAUAUGCUGCAACUAUCAUCUGAGCUUGUGAAAGUUUUUCAGUGUGUUCAGGAGAAGUGCUGUAUCAACUCUAAUUUUCUUCAUGGAAUUCAGGCACUUUAUAUGAACGCAAGUAAGAAGCUCUUAAUUGUUCCUUUUUUGGUACCCUGGCUUGAAUUUGAAGUCUAGAAAUGACAAACCAGCUUACUUUGUCAAUGCUGUGGCAAUUCAUAAACAUGUGAUUUUUUCUCUACUGUAACACUAUAUAUUAGUUGUACUGUUAUAUUUGUGUAAAAUAAGAGAGAAAAUAGGUCUU
Messenger RNA from Pistacia vera, 2047 nucleotides. Its product is annotated as pentatricopeptide repeat-containing protein At1g80550, mitochondrial-like. Gene Ontology annotation, molecular function: protein binding. The record is from RefSeq and is a predicted model, not a curated record. NCBI's taxonomy places the organism in Eukaryota, Viridiplantae, Streptophyta, Magnoliopsida, Sapindales, Anacardiaceae.